Molecule: messenger RNA, 3452 nt
Organism: Pocillopora verrucosa
Lineage: Eukaryota; Metazoa; Cnidaria; Anthozoa; Scleractinia; Pocilloporidae
Product: solute carrier family 49 member 4 homolog
Biological process (GO): transmembrane transport
Cellular component (GO): intracellular membrane-bounded organelle; membrane
Molecular function (GO): transmembrane transporter activity
Source: RefSeq, a predicted model, not a curated record
UGACGAUAUAAAUACUGUGAACUCGCCGGCGGUAAAGUAAGAAGUUUCCUUCGCUACUGAUUUUUUUCCUUGCCCUCAAGGUGUAAUUCUGCACUAAGGUUAUUACAGAGGGAGAGGAAAAAGGGCUUACGUUGUUCCAAGUAAAGUAGUGCAUGCUUUCUCAUUUGAAGCUAUAUUUGGGACGCCGGUCGGGUCCUAAAAUUCUGUGCAAAAAACCGGAAACAGCGGAAGAGAAACCUUUCCAAAAAAUCAAGAAGCCUUUUCAAACGCAAAGUGAAAGAGAAACUUUGUAAUUUGCCUGUCUUUUGGCUUCGCAAUCACAAUGAACCAAGGGAAAUCCUUCGAGGAGAGAGCAGCAUUGCUUCGUUCUGAUGAUCGCCGAUACAAAUCCAUGGGAUCUGUUCACCAGAAUAAAUGCAAAAUUUACAAGCGGCGAUGGUACAUUUUGGCAGUCUUCUCAGUCGUUGCUGCGUUGAAUAAUUUGAUCUGGAAUACGUGGGGACCCAUACAAGGCACUUCACAAGUGGUGUUUGGCUGGGAUAGUACGACCAUAACGUUGCUUGCAGAUUGGGGUCCAAUUUCGUUCGUGGUCACAGUAAUACCAAUGUGCUGGCUUAUGGAUAUGAAAGGUUUAAGAGUAGCUGUUCUGGCGGCUGUUUUCUGUGAAUUCAUUGGAGCAGGUCUGCGAUGUAUACCCCUUAAUGAUGAGCAUGUUACCCUUCAAACUUGGCUCAUCCACUGUGGACAAUUCAUAACUGGAAUUGGAGGACCCAUUGCCAUGGCAGCAGCUCCAAUGGUGUCUGCAGCAUGGUUUCCUCCAGAUCAGCGAACAACAGCUACAGCCAUUUCCUCCCUUGCCUGCUAUAGUGGAACUGCACUUUCUUUUAUUCUUGGACCCCUUAUGGUUCCAGAUGUAGGGGAUAUGAAAGCUGCACAAAAUUUAACCACUAACUCAGGGAUUGACUAUUUGGCUUUAAGAAAGCUUUUCAACCAGAGUGAGAUUGACCAUUUGAGAGAUAAAAUCAUGAAUCUCAUGUACACUGAGGUGGGGAUCACUACUAUAACGAUGCUCUUUGUUAUCAUCCAUUUUCCUGAGAAGCCAAAGCUACCACCAAGUGUUACUGCUGCUAUGGGACGGCUGGAAUUUAAAAUCGGUGCCAAGAACUUACUGAAGAAUGGCCAGUUCUGGUUGUUGGUUUUUAUUUAUGGUAUGGGAACCGGAGUCUAUGGCGGUUGGUGCUCGAUAUUGGAUCUUAAUCUCUCACAGUUCCACAUUGAUCAGAAAACAGCUGGAUGGUUGGGAUUUGGGGCUGUUGUUGCUGGAUCAGUCUCAGGAAUUUCCCUCUCAAUAUUUGCAGACCACUUCACUCGUUACAUGAAGCUGAUUGUUAUAGCACUCUUGACUGGUGCCACAGUAUCACUGAUGAUAUUUACUCUGAUUUGUGCUGGUGUUCUUCCAUACUCAAAAGUGGUCCUGUUUGUAACCAGCAUCCUGGGAGGACUGUUUGUAAAUGGAACAAUUCCUUUGUUCUUUGAAUUAGCAGUGGAAUCUACGUACCCAGUUGCAGAGGGAAUCACUUCAGGUUUUCUUACAUUCUCCAAUAAUUUCCUGCAAGUUGUUUUCUAUAUCUUUCCAAUGCUGCCAAAGUUUGGGUUGAGAUGGAUUAACUGGUGCACAUUUGUGACAACUGCCCUUUGUAUUCCUCUACUGGCACUUUGGAGGCAAAAGCGUUACCGCUCUGAUGUUGAUGCCAAAGACUGCUACAUUCCUGCCCCACAUAACAGAGAAUUGAAUGGUGAGGUUAAUUAUGGUGGCGUGUCAUCUACUAGUACAAAUGGACAUCCUUCAUUUCCUUCAAUACAGGAAAACCCUUACAGCACUGAUGGUUUGGCUCCCAAUGCAUGAAAUUGAUACUUCCAAUUUUUCGGAUAAUUUGGAUAACUUAACCUCCCCAAAUGUAUUUAGUAUACACAACCCUCAUGUUGAUAGCAAUUUAAAGGGGAUAUUUGCAGGGUUGAAUGUUUCCUAAGUUUUACUCCUUGAGCCAUUAUCUUUCUCUGACACCUUCUUUGCCUUGGUUCAUACAGAGGAGCUGCUUUCUACUCCUACUGAAAAGAUAUAUAACUAAGAAUUCAUCCUUCUGUUUUAGAAGUUGUAGGGAGAUAGGGAGAAGUCAUUUCUGAAAAUAAAAAAGGAUGUUGAAAUUUCAUCCUGGUCACCAUGUAUGCUUAAUACUUGUAACUAUCUUGAUUGAUAAACCUUUAACCCCUUAGAGUGUCUGCCUUCUAGUUUCUCCUUACAGUAUCACCAAUAAAUCAAAUGUAAAAGUCACAAGUAUAAAAGAAAGGGUCACCAAUUUAACCCUUUAACUCCCAAGAUCUGAUUGUUAAUUCUCCCCUCUAGCUGCUACACAUUUCCUUGUAAAUUAGUUAUGAGAACUUGGUGUUAGAUCAAGAUAGCAGCUUCUACCUGAUAACUUUGAAUAUUCUCAUUACCUGUUGGCUGAAUAAUGUAUGGUUAUUGUAGGGAGAGGUUUUAUGUUAAUCACUUCUGGGAGUUAAAGGGUUAAGAAGUUCUUGAUUGUCAAAACAAAUUCUCCUUGUCAGUACCAUAGGAAAUGUAAAGAGAACACUUUGGAGAAUACCAAUACCAAUGUUAGGGUAUAAGGGGUUGAUUUGAUUUAAUUUUAUUGCAAAUUGAACUUUGUUUUGUGUCACUUAUGGGCUUAUAGGCCUUGUUAAAUAUUUGACACUCGGGCAUAUACCCAGCUAUAAAAAUUUUCAAAGUAUUUAUUUGAUAAUGUCAAUGUGUUUGUUCUCCUCACUUAAACCUUCUCCUUAUUUCUGUUGUACAAAAUAAUUGGGAUGAUCCAUUUACCAAUGUGAGGGUAAUUCUCAAUUAAUUAUUGAAAGUCAUCUGGAAUUACCCUCAUUGAUUUUGGUUGCUUUGCCCAGUGAAUGUACCUUGUGUUAUUUUUUUUUAAGGCUGUUAUUGGCUGUUGUGACACCUUUGAAUUUAGUUGUAAUGGUACUCAAAUUAACUGCCCAUUGCAUGCUCAGAUGAUGAUAGCAAUGAAACAAGUGUACCACUGAUUUGAUUUAGCAUUGAACUUCCUGGAUGACUAUGUACUGUGUUACAUUUGUAAAGCAAAUCAACGUAAAAGCAGUUAGAGUAUUUUUCAUUAAGUAUGUAAGGUAACACUGACUUGCCUUGGUCAUAAUAUAUUACACCCUGUGAUCUGUUCACAAAACUUUUGCUACUGAUUAUGCAAUAUCCUUUUUUUACGUGAAAUAAUUACAUUCACUUUUUGGUGAGCUUCUAUUAAAAAGUGCUCCUGGGGUAAUUUAUUACAGUUAACCUUACUCAGAAUACAAUUAUAGUCUCAAAGUUGACUCUUUUCCUCCAAAUUAAUAAUUAUCACAUAUGGUGCACUUUAAGAUGUAUUUUUAAA